Molecule: messenger RNA, 569 nt
Organism: Gossypium arboreum
Lineage: Eukaryota; Viridiplantae; Streptophyta; Magnoliopsida; Malvales; Malvaceae
Product: ubiquitin-conjugating enzyme E2 10-like
Exons: 5
Coding region: 1-465 (154 amino acids)
Biological process (GO): protein polyubiquitination
Cellular component (GO): nucleus
Molecular function (GO): ubiquitin conjugating enzyme activity
Source: RefSeq, a predicted model, not a curated record
AUGGCGUCAAAAAGAAUACUGAAGGAGCUCAAGGAAUUGCAAAGAGAUCCUCCAGCUUCAUGCAGUGCACAAAAUCGCAUUGCAGCUAAUCUCCAUUGUUGUCCAGUGGGUGAAAAUAUGUUUCAUUGGCAGGCAACCAUUAUAGGUCCAAAUGAUAGUCCAUAUGCUGGUGGUGUUUUCCUUGUGACCAUCCAUUUCCCUCCUGAUUACCCAUUUAAACCUCCCAAGAUUGCCUUCAGAGCCAAGGUUUUCCAUCCCAACAUAAACACUAAUGGCAAUAUCUGUUUAGACAUUCUCAAAGAACAAUGGAGUCCUGCACUCACCAUAUCCAAGGUUUUACUGUCAAUAUGUUCACUGCUAACCGACCCAAACCCUGAUGAUCCUCUUGUACCGGAGAUUGCUCGUAUGUGCAAAGCUGACAAAUUCAAGUAUGAAUCUACUGCUCGGAGCUGGACCCAUAAAUAGGCCAUGGGCUGAACUAGGUUAAAAUAUGCCCUCAGUCCCUGUACUUUUCAUUAUUUUGAAAUUUAGUCCAUCUGGGUUUAUUUCUAAAAUUAUAGUCCCUUUGA